GUCCUGUCGCUUCAAAACCAAAAGAGAGAAUUGAAUAGAAUCAAGUGGCCGUGUGGGUCUGGUUAGGGCAGGGAGCGUGGAUUUCUCGAGAGUCGGGGGCCUUUGUUAAGCUUCACCUUGCAGUCAGCAGGACAGUCUUCUAUAAAAGGAGACGUCUUCUUCUCUUUGUAAAUGUGCCUGUGAAGCUAGCAGCCCCUAUAGAGAGAGAAAGAGAGAGCGAGACAGACAGAGGGUCUGUGCCUGGGUGCUGCGGGAGCACCAAUACCAUCCACAAGAAGGGAGGAUGGGUAGAAGUCCUUGCUGCUCAAAGGAGGGCCUCAACAGAGGAGCCUGGACUGCUCAGGAGGACCAAAUCCUUAGCGACUUCGUCAAGGCUCAUGGUGAAGGAAGAUGGAGAACUCUACCCAAGAAAGCAGGACUGAGGCGGUGCGGGAAAAGUUGCAGACUUCGUUGGUUGAAUUACCUGAGACCCGACAUCAAGAGAGGAAAUAUCUCGGAUGAUGAGGAGGAGCUCAUCAUUCGAAUGCACAAGCUCCUUGGAAACAGAUGGUCUCUAAUAGCGGGGAGGCUGCCAGGGCGAACAGACAAUGAAAUCAAGAACUACUGGAACACCAACCUGGUCAAGAAGCUGCAACAGAAUCAGGCACCUUCAUCUGCUCAGAAGCGCACCAGUCCCGGCAAGGCUAAGAAUCCGGCCAAGCCGCCGGCCGGAAAGCGUCAGAAAAAUGAGGGUAAGCCGCGGGAGCGUCGAGCCGUUCGAGCGGCGGCCAUGAGGCGCAUGGACACCAUGGCUGACUCACCUGCUGAUACGCCUGUCGGCGGCACGGAGGCCAAGAAGGAAGAAGCCACGAAGGAGAAUGUCCCUCCUCUGCAGGACCCAUCUCAAGAAAAGGUUCUUCUGCCGGAGGCGCUUGAGGAAAGUUUGAUGAUGGAAAUGGCCGCUGUCGACGGUUGCGAGAUGGCGGAUCUUCUGGACUACGAGUUGCUGAAGUUCCCGGAAGAAGAAGGCAUGGUCAUGAACGUGGAGAAUGAUAAUAACAACAACAACAACAACGAGAAUCAGGAAUUUGCAGAACCGAACUACAUCUUCGACCAGGCGAUGCUGGAGGAGUUGAUGAGGGUGGACACCUGCACUCGACCCGCCCUGCCUCCAGACAUGGAGCCGCUGUGUGUCUUCUUGGAUCCGGAAGUCGGAUGGUUAUGACAAUAAAUUGGAUGUUUGAAGUUUGAUCCCCAGAAAAAUAACUAAUGUGGAUGAAUGUUCAUAGAGUGCAAAAUAAUGAAGGAUCCGUUCCUAUGUUUCACCUCUUAUGGUACCCAAUAGUUAAAUAAAUUCUGAGUACCGUUGAAUCUAA
Molecule: messenger RNA, 1355 nt
Organism: Nymphaea colorata (pocket water lily)
Lineage: Eukaryota; Viridiplantae; Streptophyta; Magnoliopsida; Nymphaeales; Nymphaeaceae
Product: transcription factor MYB1-like
Exons: 3
Coding region: 284-1204 (306 amino acids)
Source: RefSeq, a predicted model, not a curated record